AGUCCGCCACCCACUGCGGUGCUGCGUUCUAUAGCUUUCUAUCUCUACGGUGAAUUUUUGCUGGCGGCUGAGCGACAAGUCUUUCCGGGAGAGCGGACAUAGAGCUAUUAAAAUGCAGAGGUGGAGGUGACAAGUCUGCGCAACCGAUGAGGGCCGCUGCCGUCGCUCUCCACCUCCAGCGGCGGGUUCUCUGCUCCCCGGUCGAUUUCCAUUUAAACAGCCAUCUGUUUUGCAAGAGAGGCUGCUGGCUGCUAUUGCUGCCGGCUGGUCCUGCGGCAGAAGAAUUUAUUCUUUGCAGAUUAGCUCAUCAGCCCUCGCCCUUCAACUGGAAAGCCUGCAGAAAAGUGGAGCUCAGAACGCAAUUGAUUUAUCAAAGCAUCUCCCUUUCUGAGCUUUUUUUCAACAAUCAUAAAAUUGCUCCUAUGCCAAGCAAUGAAGUGAUAAGGAGGAAAGAAUACUGGCAAUCGAUUUAGCUUUGCACCUUGGAGAUUUCCACUAGAGAGCUAUCUAUUUGAUUUGAUUUUUUUUAUGACCUUCUUCUUCCGUUUAAUGCAGAUCAGACAGGACAGGAACAAUUGGUAGCAUUUCUUGCUAAAUUACAAAAAUGUUCAGCUGGCUGGGUAAUGAAGACGGGCGAAUGAAGGACCCGGAGGUGUAUCAGACUGUGAGUGGAGGUCUUAAAAAACUGUACAAAACCAAGCUUCUCCCUCUAGAAGAAUACUACAAAUUCCACGCCUUUCAUUCACCUGCCUUGGAAGAUGCAGACUUUGACAACAAGCCGAUGGUCCUUCUUGUUGGGCAGUAUUCCACCGGGAAGACCACCUUCAUAAGGUACCUUCUUGAACAAGAUUUCCCUGGGAUGAGGAUUGGGCCAGAACCUACAACUGACUCCUUCAUUGCUGUGAUGCAGGGCGAUACAGAGGGCAUCAUUCCUGGAAAUGCAUUGGUAGUGGAUCCCAGAAAACCCUUCAGGAAACUUAAUGCCUUUGGCAAUGCCUUCUUGAACAGAUUUAUGUGUGCUCAGCUGCCAAAUCCUGUUUUGGAGAGUAUCAGUAUUAUUGAUACACCAGGGAUCCUUUCAGGGGAGAAACAAAGAAUAAGCCGAGGUUAUGACUUUGCUGCUGUCCUUGAGUGGUUUGCCGAGCGGGUGGACCGCAUCAUUCUCCUCUUUGACGCCCACAAGCUAGACAUCUCGGACGAGUUCUCGGAAGUCAUCAAAGCCCUGAAGAACCAUGAAGAUAAAAUGAGGGUUGUGCUCAACAAAGCAGACCAGAUCGAGACCCAGCAGCUUAUGAGGGUUUAUGGCGCUCUCAUGUGGUCUCUGGGGAAGAUUGUCAACACGCCUGAGGUAGUCAGAGUCUAUAUCGGUUCCUUCUGGUCACACCAGUUGCUCAUCCCAGAUAACCGCAAGCUUUUUGAGGCAGAGGAGCAAGACCUUUUCAAAGAUAUCCAAAGUUUGCCCCGCAAUGCUGCUCUUCGGAAACUGAAUGAUCUCAUUAAACGGGCACGGCUGGCCAAGGUUCAUGCGUACAUCAUUAGCUCACUUAAGAAGGAAAUGCCAUCAGUGUUUGGCAAAGACAAUAAGAAGAAAGAACUCGUGAACAAUUUGAGGGAGAUCUAUGGACAGAUCGUACAGGAGCAUCAGAUUUCACCAGGAGACUUUCCUAAUCUGAAGAAGAUGCAGGAACAGCUGCAAGCUCAGGAUUUCAGCAAGUUCCAGCCCCUAAAGACCAAGUUGCUGGAUGCAGUAGAGGAUAUGCUGACCAAUGACAUCGCACAGCUCAUGGUCCUGGUGCGUCAGGAGGAGUCCCGGAGGCCUACUCAGAUGGUGAAAGGGGGAGCCUUUGAAGGCACCCUCCACGGCCCAUUUGGACAUGGCUAUGGGGAAGGGGCAGGAGAAGGAAUUGAUGAUGCGGAUUGGGUGGUGGCCAGAGAUAAGCCCCUGUACGACGAGAUCUUCUACACGCUGUCACCCGUUGAUGGGAAAAUAACGGGGGCCAAUGCCAAAAGGGAGAUGGUGAAGUCCAAGCUGCCUAACUCAGUGCUGGGCAAGAUAUGGAAACUCUCUGAUAUCGAUGAGGAUGGGAUGCUGGACGAUGAGGAAUUUGCUUUGGCGAAUCAUCUUAUAAAAGUGAAGCUGGAAGGCCAUGAGCUUCCUGGGAACCUCCCAUCCCAUCUCAUCCCCCCAUCUAAGAGGAAACUAGCUGGGUGAGAAGCCACCAGAAAGAAAAUGGGGAACAGGGAAGGGAAGGGAAGGGAAGGGAAUGUACCAAAGUUGUGCCUGCAGUGAUGCUAGGUCACCUUUUGGCUUAGAACUGUUUUCAGAUGUGAAGAGGAAACUGUUGUGAAGCAAAGCCCCAGUACUUUCUCAUGAUGAGAUGCAACUAGCUCUGUCCUGGUAUCUUCCAGGCUUCCAUGUAUUUGUUGAUAAGAACUGAUACAGAUUGAAGGUGCAAAGUUGGCUGGGAUCUGGGAAGCUUUGUGAUAGUUUCUGUCACUGUUCAGUCAAGCAAUGUCUGAAAUUCCUGUUGCAUAUAUCCCUGAUGCUUUAGAAAAACAUUCUAAUCCCAGAUAGACCCCAAAACUCUGGAUGGGAGUUGUGCUUAAAACUUACCUAGAUCUUAAGUAUUUUUGUGAAAUAGUCUUUACUUUCUGUUCAGCCUUCCUGUCUGUUGUGCCUUUUUAAAAAAAAUUAUUGAGUACAGGAAGCCUACAAUUUACAAGGGGGUUUCUUUCUGGAAAGCCAAAAGCAUGUAUAGUCAAGAGACAGUGGGUUCAAUGGCAAGUGGAAUUGCCAAAGUCUCCCCUCCAGACACCUGCCCCCUUUCUAUGCCAUUUUUAAUUUUUUGUUUCGUUUUGCCAACCACUUAAAGCUGAAUGUGCACAGGUUAAAUGCAUGUAUGUUGCAGGCUUACUGUACACAUUUGUCUGCAGAAUAUCUCUGGAGAACCAGCCCACAGGAAAAUCACCCCCCCCCCAGGCACCUGCAUUUUCUUAUAGGUUCUUGGUGAGAAACCUGCAUUGAAAAUGCCACAUCUUUCCAUUGCUUUGGAAAUGCUGGGUUCGAACCAAGAGCCUUAAAUCCUUUUCUAGUUAAUGGGGUGCCAGUUUGUAAGUCUGUGCCACUGUACUUCUGUGACUUUAGUCUGAGAACAGUGGUGCAGCUGGGAGAAUGGGGUAGAAAGAGUGAGAGCUUAGGAGUUCAAGAGACUCCCUUGCAAGGAAAUGAUGGCAAGAUCAGAGGCAGGAGAUCAAGGUUUUUGACAAGGAGAGCAACUCUUCCUGGCAUUUCCUAUCCUUAAAACAGGACAGUGCAUUUCACAUCACAUUUGAAUUAUGGUCAAGCAUGGUUUUGGGCUAACAUUUAGUGUGUUUACAUUCCAUCACAGAUAUUGAUGUUGCAACAGAAAUGACAAAUCUCUACUCUUUCAUUGUCUGUUCAGCCCAUGUAAGACAUCUGUCCCCAGAACACCCAUUUGCACAUUGGUCAGAGGACAGUGAUCUUGCUGUUGCUUGUGGGCUUCCCAUAGGUAUUUGGUUGGCCACUGUACUGAAUGCUGUAUUGCAUAGAGCUUUCAUCUGACCCAGCAGGCCUCUUCUGUUCUGUCCUCUUCCCACCUGCAACCUUCAUCUUUGACUUAACCCUAGGAUAAGUAUUCUGAACCUUGUCUAGACAGAAUAGCCAAGGUAUUUUCUGCUGCUCUUUCUCAGCCUUAUUUCAAAUCAUUCCUUUUUCUCCACCCCAUUAUUUAGCUGGUGUCUGGGUAGAGAUUCGAGUCUAUGUGGGUUUUGUUGAUGCUGAGAAGGUGGAUGAAGACAGAACAACAUAAUUUAUUUUAUACCUGCCCUAACAUUCUGUAGACAAACAUGAUUCUCUUCAAAGCCCCUGCUUUGUGUGCCUCCCCAAUUGAGAUGAGGUGGUGGCUACUAAGCAGAGGACCUUCUUGCUGGUGUCUUCUCUAUGGUCUUUCCAUUGUCAAGUGAAACUUAUUCACCCGGGACUUUAAACAACUAGCUUUUAAAGGAACUAAAACCUGGGCCUUGAUUUUGCGGCCUGUGUUUUUAUUUUAUCCAGCUGUUUGUUGAAUGGUUGCAUUUCUCUCUGACAAAAAUGAAAGUUAUUUGCUGCGUUUUAUUGUUUUCAUUGAUUGCAUUGUAUGUCAAUAUUGUAUUUUAGGCUUUGUCCUGUAAGCCACCCAGGGGAGAUGUGUUGAUAGUUGGCUAUAUAACUAUAAUAAAAUUAACAAUAAAUAUUCAGUGUGUAAAAACAACCUUAUUGCAAUGCAUUUAUCACGACUUACGUUUAUGCAUUCAUCCUGUUCACAGUCUUAUUCUCCACUAUGGUGAGAUGUACUCUGUAUUUAAAUUGAUAAAUAAAUUUGUAUCUGUGCCC
Podarcis raffonei (Aeolian wall lizard) is the source of this 4393-nucleotide messenger RNA. RefSeq names its product EH domain containing 3 (gene EHD3). The coding region runs from base 605 to 2212 and encodes 535 amino acids. Gene Ontology annotation, molecular function: calcium ion binding; protein binding; GTP binding. Gene Ontology annotation, biological process: endosomal transport; endocytosis. The record is from RefSeq and is a predicted model, not a curated record. Gene Ontology annotation, cellular component: cytoplasm; plasma membrane. Lineage: Eukaryota; Metazoa; Chordata; Lepidosauria; Squamata; Lacertidae. The transcript is spliced from 6 exons.